Molecule: messenger RNA, 912 nt
Organism: Cryphonectria parasitica EP155
Lineage: Eukaryota; Fungi; Ascomycota; Sordariomycetes; Diaporthales; Cryphonectriaceae
Product: NAD(P)-binding protein
Exons: 1
Coding region: 1-912 (303 amino acids)
Molecular function (GO): oxidoreductase activity
Source: RefSeq, a predicted model, not a curated record
AUGUCCAUCGUCAACGUGGCCCUCGCGGGCGCGACGGGUAGUCUUGGCGCCCACAUCCUCGACGCCUUCGUACAGGACGGCAGCUUCAAGGUCACCGUCCUCCAGCGCGCCAAGUCCAAGUCCACGCCGGCGCACCAGGAUAAGAUCCGCAUCGAGGCCUUGUCCGACGGCCUGCCGCUGGAUGAGCUCACCGAGCAGCUCCGUGGUCAGGACGCGCUCGUCGUGUGUUACCGGGCCAAGGACGCCGCCGAGCAGAUCAAGUUUGGCAAGGCAGCCGCCGCCGCGGGCGUCAAGAGGCUCAUCCCCGCGGACUUUGGCAGCUGCGACAGCAACGGCAAGCGGGAGAGAGAGCUGGUCACGCUGUUUGAGCUGAAGGUGCAGAUCCGCGACAGCCUGCAGAGGCUGGCCGAGCAGCACGAGGGCUUCUCCUGGACUUCGCUGGUCAACGGGCACUUCUUCGACUGGGGUCUGCGGGAGAACUUCCUACACUUCAACCUACAGGAGAAGAAGGCCGAUAUCAUUGACGACGGGGACAAGAAGAGCUCCCAGGCCACAUUGGCCCAGAUCGCCAAGGCGACAGUGCGGAUUUUGCAGAGACCUGAGGAGACCAAGAACAAGAUGUUGUUUAUACAGAGCUUCUGCGUGAGCCAGAACGAUGUGCUAAGAUCCCUAGAGAAGGCCUCGGGUGCAAAGUGGGAGGUCCAGAGGUUCGACUCGGAGGAGUUCAUCAAGGAGAAGAAAUCCCUUGCUGACGGUGGCGACCGGGACGCCAUCGAGGACUUGGUGUUCGUUCUUGGGGCGCUCUACGGGAACUGGGAGGAGAAGCCAGAUUUUGCAAUGGAGACGCUGGGCUUGGAGGAUGAGAAUCUGGACGAUGUCGUUCAGAGUGUGGUCAAUGAGCUUGAUGCGUAG